AUGCCUUCAACAUUCUCGUUAUCAUCGUGUGACUGGAUCGGGUUUGAUCUCGAUCAUACUCUCAUUCGCUACCGUUUAUUUCCACUCCACACGUUAAUCUACGAAUCAAUUCGUCAAUAUUUAGUCGAUUUUCAUCAGUACAAUCACUCUCUACUUCAAAUUCCAUACGAUGAUCACUUCGCUGUUAAAGCUUUGAUCUACGACAGUUUAUAUGGAAAUUUGAUUCAAUUGGACUCUCAAGGAUUAGUUCACACAGCAUUACAUGGCGUGCAUAAACGUUUAUCAUCGAAAGAGAUCCAAGAAAUCUAUCCACAUGCUCUAGAAGAGAUUGAAGAAGACACAACGAAACGAUUCUUAUGCAUUUACACAUACUUUGAACAUAGUACAUCGUAUUUAAUUGCAAAUCUUGUGGAUUUGGUUGAUCACGAAAAGGCGAGUGAUUCGGAGAAUAAAUAUAGCUUCUUUUUGAAAGAUAUUGCCGAUGGUUUCGAGUAUUUAUUCAAUGAUUUCAAUCGUGGAAAUUAUUUUGCAGCAAUACGAGCGAAUCCAGAAAAGUUUAUCUAUCAACGUUCGGACGUUCGACAAUGGUUGGAAAGACUCCGUGAAAACAAGAAAAACUUAUUCUUAGCUACCAAUUCGCGAUUUGAUUAUACAAACUUACUAUCAAGUUAUGCAUUUGGUCAAGAUUGGCAAAGUCUAUUCGACAUGAUUAUCGUUGAUUGCAAAAAACCAUCGUUUUUUUCCCAAUCACCGAAACGAGUCUUUCAUCGAAUGAUCAAUGAGAACACGUUCGUUCCGAUGACCAACGACGAAAUCGUCGAAAACUUUCGUCAGAAUUAUAUUUACACAAUGGGUAAUAGUGAAGAUUUACAGAUCAUCAUGAAUCGGAUUAGUGGAAAAGAAGCGACUGUGAUUUACUUCGGUGACCAUAUCAAAUCGGAUAUUAAAGCAUUGAAAUCUCACACGAAUUGGUUCGCUGGAGUUGUGGUUGAAGAAUUAGAAUUCGACGUUCCGCCCACAGUUGUUCAUACGAAAGCUCAUCGAUUAGCAGCGAAAAAUGAUUUGUACAUGAAAGGAAAUCGAUCGAAAUAUUUCGCAAGUUUUUUCACUUCACCUAUGGAAUCGAUGGAUUUCAGUAAUGAAGAUUCGAGCGAAACACAAACAAAACCUGAUGCAGUUUUACCUGCUCUAUCUUCUUACUGGUACACUUAUAUCACCAAACACGCGCAUUUAAGUUUGAGUUGCUUAAGUGUCUUAGCGAAUGAGUUCGAUUUAAGUCACGAAUUUCAAUCGAAUGAUGAAACGAAACAUUUCGUUCUUCUGCAUUAA
Adineta ricciae is the source of this 1329-nucleotide messenger RNA. The record is from the annotation of a GenBank genome assembly. Lineage: Eukaryota; Metazoa; Rotifera; Eurotatoria; Adinetida; Adinetidae.